Messenger RNA from Polyodon spathula (Mississippi paddlefish), 2440 nucleotides. Its product is annotated as specifically androgen-regulated gene protein-like. The record is from RefSeq and is a predicted model, not a curated record. NCBI's taxonomy places the organism in Eukaryota, Metazoa, Chordata, Actinopteri, Acipenseriformes, Polyodontidae. The transcript has 4 exons. The coding region runs from base 268 to 1941 and encodes 557 amino acids.
GUCAGUGGUAUGCAGUAUUACCUGCUCAGGUGAAACAGAGUCAUAUCAGAAACCGAGAGACUGGCAAAGGUGCUCCAUGCCAAGACGAGGGUUGCUUUUAAAGGACACCGUGUUUCGGACGUUUUGUGGAAUACAGUGUACCAUCAGCAGUGUCUUUGGGGCUAGCUGGAACUGCGUCCAGAGUGUGUUCAGUGAAGCUCUCCUCCAAUCAGCACAGGCCCCUGGUUAGGAGCUGCCCCCUUCCCUCCUUCAUUUCCUUUCUGUGAGAUGCCGAAGAGUGACACGUGGCCCGGCGUGGAUGCCAUGGAUUCCAUCACGAGCGUGGGCAGCGCGGGGAGCCGUGACAGCGUGGUCAGCCUCAACUCCAACCACUCCGCCUUGAGUGAUGACAGCCUGGAGUACCUCUCUGCCGAGGAGCGAGCCUGUCUCAUGUUCCUGGAAGAAACUAUAGACUCGUUGGACACGGAGGGAAAUGACAGUGGGCUGUCCACUGAUGAGACAACCAGGUCUGACAAACCGUCCACUGGCAACGUGGCGUCGAAGCAAGAGUACCUGUCCUCUUCUAUCGGGAGCUACAGACUGGAGGGUGAAUAUAAGUCAGCCAACGACAGCCCAGCACUCCAGAGAAGCAAGGGCAGCCGCCCCAUGUCACAAGCCCUCGUGCCUGCUCCUCUGCUGCUGGCAAACAGCGGCCCCAACACUUUACCCAAGGCUGGGCUGAAACAAGCACCAGAGAGCAUUAAGCUGUCUCCCCGCUCCCAGAGCUGCAUGUCCGACCCCAGUGGGAUUGCUUCAGGAAUUCAUCCGGAGAAGCUGGGAGAGCAGGCAAGCCUGCAAGUGGAGAAGCCAAAGAGCAUGCCUUUGGAUCCCAAGCCUUCCCGUGGUCACGUCAGGAACCCCUCCAAGACCAACUUGGGGGUGACUACACCCCCAGCAGAUUUUCGAGAUGGUCUGGAGAAAGCCAGAGCUCAGCACAGAGGAUCUGAAAGGUCAUCUCCUUCAGGAGGCCAGCAUGAGAGGAACAAGAUAACUUUUGAAUCUUCUACCAGACCAGAGCACUCUCUGACUGGACUGGGGGCACGGCCUACCAUUCAGCCAAAUCCUGCAACAUCUAGAUUUCUUCGCUUGGACUCUUCUCCGUCAACAGCAGUACCAUCUGACACAAAGCAUGGCCCGCCGACUGCUCCUAAACCCACGAGACUGCCUUCCAACAUCGUAAUGAAGUCCUUAAAAAGAGGAGGAACUACUUUUCACAAUCAGGAUUCCCUAGAGACUGUGGAGCAUAGCAGCCCAAACCACACCCCCUCCUCUACAGUGAAGAUCGUUCACCAUCAAUCGCACAUCAGUGACCCCCAGAGAUCCAGAAGGGAGGCCCUUCUGAAACUUGGUUUGCUUAAAGGUGAGCCUGAGCAGGAUUGGCACAGCAGUCCUUUCCACUUACCAGACCACCACAGCUCCAUGGAGCUUCCAGGAGGUGACACUCAAGCCAAACCCUUAUCGGCCAAAGUCGAGGACAAGCCCAGGAGCAGCAACAUGCGGCCACGGGCAGACAGUGACGUGCUUGCCAUGAUUGACAAGCGCUCCCCAGCCAGACCUGCAAGCUUCAAAGCUGCCACCUUGGAGCGCUCUGGCAUGGGGCUGAGUAGCUACGUGGUCGACACAUCUGUUAAGUCCAACUUGAAGCCCAACACCCUCCUGGAAUCGCCUAGCUUAAUCAGAAACUCCAGGCCACGCCCUUUCUCUCUAGGGACUGGGAAGGACUUCGCUGACAUCCAACAGGAAGAGAAGACUGAGCUCCCCAAAGACAUCAGGAGGUCUUUCCCUGCCCCUCACGGCCCCAACAAGCUGCCCCGCUCCCAGGGCAUCAGUGUGCAGAUCACACCUAGAACUGGGGAGGACCGGAGGGAGGCCUUGAAGAAGCUGGGGCUCUUGAAGGAUUAGCAAUGCUGUCAGUGAUGCACUCCGGACAGUCAUGGAAAUGGGAAUGCUGUAUCUUAGACUGUAAUGGGCUGACAAGGAAUAGAUGCCUCUAUCUUAGGUCUUUUGAAAACGACAAAGGGUUGAGGGUAUAAGUCUAUUUAUUAUUAUUAUUAUUAUUAUUAUUAUUACUAUUAUUAUUAUUAUUAUUAUUAAUCAUACAAUUAACGGGAUGUUUGAGGCAAAGCAAUGCCUUUUGCAUCUCUGCAAAUAUUUAGAACAAAAAACUUUAAGGCAAAAUAACUACAUUUGGCAGAAGUAUUUUGUUUCUCUGGCAAACCACCUUUACUGAAAACUGAUUCUAAAACAAAAAAAAAACAUAUUAAACUUGAAAGCCCUCCUGAUGGUGCAAGGAGAUUCAGAUAUAUACUGUAUAUAUGUUAAAGAAAACUGUUUUGUUCACUCACACGCUUAUAUGAAACUUUCUGUCAUGUUAAAAAUAAACUGAAAAGUUGCUGCUUAA